Pichia kudriavzevii is the source of this 423-nucleotide messenger RNA. RefSeq lists its product as uncharacterized. Gene Ontology annotation, cellular component: mitochondrial matrix. The transcript has a single exon. NCBI's taxonomy places the organism in Eukaryota, Fungi, Ascomycota, Pichiomycetes, Pichiales, Pichiaceae. Bases 1 to 423 code for a protein of 140 amino acids. The record is from RefSeq and is a predicted model, not a curated record. Gene Ontology annotation, biological process: mitochondrial proton-transporting ATP synthase complex assembly.
AUGUCGGGGAAGGUUAUAUUUAAGAAGAUGUAUGCAGCUCUUGAGAGGAAUGUUGCUGCGAGCCACGAGACUCACAUGAGGGAAAUUUUGAAAAAACAGGAUGCACUGGUACAAUACAAGCGUAUGCAAUACGUAAACGCUGGUAAACAACUCAGUAAAGAAGAAGAUGAGGCACUUGUGGAAGAAGUGAAGAAAACAUUUGCUUCUCAGAUGCCCAAGCUUGACAUUGGAUUACUCAAGUACUUAGAUAAGGAACAGCACCAUCCUGUUGAGGAAGAACAUUUACGAAACUUGGCUACCUUCCUUGACUCCCAAAGAGAAUAUGUUGAGCUUCUCGAACGUUACAACCCUGGAAUCAGCAUGAAGCAGACUGACAAAGUCAGGAAAACUGCUAGACGUGUGGGUCUGGAUGUUCCAGAGUGA